This is a messenger RNA of Puccinia triticina, 1338 nucleotides long. RefSeq lists its product as uncharacterized. The transcript is spliced from 17 exons. The coding region runs from base 1 to 1338 and encodes 445 amino acids. NCBI's taxonomy places the organism in Eukaryota, Fungi, Basidiomycota, Pucciniomycetes, Pucciniales, Pucciniaceae. The record is from RefSeq and is a predicted model, not a curated record.
AUGCUUUCCCGCGCAGCUUUCCUCCCCCUCCUUUGUCUCCUGCUUGCAGCCCGGCUGCGCGCCGAUCAGCCGCUCGGAGGCUGCAGCACGGUCACGCCCGGCAGAGAGCUCGACUGUCUCCAGGCGAACAACGAUCCGUUGUUCAACACCUGCAAGGUUUGCAAGAAAGAGGAUGUGCUCCAUUGCAUCAAUGCGCGCAGCGCAGCCAAGUGCAAUUACCCAGCGCUGUUUGGUAGCUCCUGCGCGACAGUCGCGCCCGGCACAAAUCUCGCCUGCCUCAAGUCUAGAAAAGAUCCGCUAUUCGACACGUGCAAGGUCUGCAAGCAGGACGACGUCGUCGAUUGCAUCAACACGCGAAGCGCAGCCAAGUGCAAUUACCCAGCUCCACUUGGUAGCUCCUGCGCGACAGUCGCGCCCGGCACAAAUCUCGCCUGCCUCGAGUCUAGAAAAGAUCCUUUGUUUGACACGUGCAAGGUCUGCAAGCAGGACGACGUCGUCGAUUGCAUCAACACGCGAAGCGCAGCCAACUGCAAUUACCCAGCUCCACUUGGUAGCUCCUGCGCGACAGUCGCGCCCGGCACAAAUCUCGCCUGCCUCAAGUCUAGAAAAGAUCCGUUGUUCGACACGUGCAAGGUCUGCAAGCAAGACGACGUCGUCGAUUGCAUCAACACGCGAAGCGCAACCAAGUGCUAUUACCCAGCUCCACUUGGUAGCUCGUGCGCGACAGUCACGCCCGGCACAAAUCUCGCCUGCCUCAAGUCUAGAAAAGAUCCGCUAUUCGACACGUGCAAGGUCUGCAAGCAGGACGACGUCGUCGAUUGCAUCAACACGCGAAGCGCAGCCAAGUGCAAUUACCCAGCUCCACUUGGUAGCUCCUGCGCGACAGUCGCGCCCGGCACAAAUCUCGCCUGCCUCGAGUCUAGAAAAGAUCCUUUGUUUGACACGUGCAAGGUCUGCAAGCAGGACGACGUCGUCGAUUGCAUCAACACGCGAAGCGCAGCCAAGUGCAAUUACCCAGCUCCACUUGGUAGCUCCUGCGCGACAGUCGCGCCCGGCACAAAUCUCGCCUGCCUCAAGUCUAGAAAAGAUCCGCUAUUCGACACGUGCAAGGUCUGCAAGCAGGACGACGUCGUCGAUUGCAUCAACACGCGAAGCGCAGCCAAGUGCAAUUACCCAGCUCCACUUGGUAGCUCCUGCGCGACAGUCGCGCCCGGCACAAAUCUCGCCUGCCUCGAGUCUAGAAAAGAUCCGCUAUUCGACACGUGCAAGGUCUGCAAGCAAGACGACGUCGUCGAUUGCAUAUAUACGCGAAGUGCAGCCAAGUGCAAAUACCCAUAA